GAAACCGUUUUUUUUUUCAUCAAAACAUGCAACAGUUAGCCAGAGCGUAAGCUAACUAGCAACUGCUAGCCAUCGCUACAGUUGGCUAACCGUAGUUGUUUAAAUCGUUUGAACAAACAUAUUUUAUAGUUUUGUGAUAAAGGGACUAACACCAAGCAAACGUAACUUAAUUAGGGUUAUAAUUUUAACUAACUUUUAUCUAAGGAACUUACAGACUACUCGGCCGUUUACUACCAGACGUUAGUUACCGUUGGGCUAACUACCUUGGUAACUUGGUUUCACGGGAGCUCAGGCGCUAGCUAAAGCAACGUGUCUCAUUUCCGCAUUCAUUUGUCUGCCAGGGCCAUGUUGAAGAUGUCUGGCCUGAACAUUUCCCGUUGAUUGAAUCAGAGACUCCUAUACCUGGUUGUCUAAACAGGCCGCCUAGACGCUGACUUGUACCCUCUGGGAUCCGGCUACGUCCCUGAAAUUGAAGGUGUCCAUGACAUAUCAGUUGGCACAAAGAGGGGAUCCGACGAACUCUUUUCUUCCUGCAUAUCCAACGGGCCCUAUAUCAUGAACUCAGCCAAUGGCAACGACAGCAAAAAAUUCAAAGGUGACACCCGCAGUCCCGGUGUUCCAUCACGUGUGGUCCAUGUACGCAAGCUGCCCAACGACAUAAAUGAGGCUGAAGUUAUUGGCCUGGGACUGCCCUUUGGGAAGGUCACUAAUUUGCUGAUGCUGAAAGGGAAAAACCAGGCAUUCUUGGAACUGAACAGUGAGGAGUGUGCACAGACGAUGGUGAGCUACUACUCCUCUGUUACUCCUGUCAUCAGAAACCACCCCAUUUACAUGCAAUACUCGACCCACAAGGAGCUCAAGACGGACAACUCCCCCAACCAAGUGCGUGCCCAGGCAGCUCUGCAGGCAGUCAAUGCACUGCAUGGAGGUGGGAUGGGAAGCAUGGCCAUUCCUGCAGAUCCAGCUACCAUGGGAGGAGCAGGGUCCCAAAGCCCUGUACUCAGAGUCAUCGUGGAGAACCUCUUCUACCCGGUCACCCUGGAUGUACUACACCAGAUUUUCUCUAAGUUUGGCACUGUGCUGAAGAUCAUCACCUUCACUAAGAACAACCAGUUCCAGGCUCUGAUUCAGUAUGCCGAUGGCUUGACAGCUCAGCAUGCCAAACUGUCUUUGGAUGGACAGAACAUCUACAAUGCCUGCUGUACCCUGAGAAUCAGCUUCUCCAAGCUCACCAGCCUCAAUGUCAAGUACAACAACGACAAGAGUCGGGAUUACACCCGACCAGACCUCCCCACUGCAGACUCACAGCCUUCCAUUGACCACCAGACCAUGGCUGCUGCAUUUGCUGCUCCAGGCUUAAUUUCAGCCUCUCCUUAUGGUGGAGCUCAUGCCUUUCCCCCAACCUUCGCCAUCCAGCAGGCAUCAGGCCUGUCGAUGCCUGGUAUUCCCGGUGCCCUGGCGUCCCUGGGCGUGAGCCAUGGUGGCAUGGCGGCUGCUGCAGCGGCUGCUAGCCGGCUUGGCCUGUCAGGGCUCACUGCCACUGGGGGACACCAUGUCUUGUUGGUCAGCAAUCUGAACCCUGAGAGCGUUACGCCACACUGCCUCUUUAUUCUUUUCGGUGUGUAUGGCGAUGUGAUGAGAGUGAAGAUCCUGUUUAAUAAAAAGGAGAACGCUCUGAUCCAGAUGUCUGAUAGCACACAGGCUCAGCUAGCAAUGAGCCACCUGAACGGCCAGCGUCUUCACGGCAGGGCCAUGCGUGUGACAUCAUCCAAACACACCACAGUGCAGCUGCCCAGAGAAGGCCACGAGGACCAGGGUCUCACAAAGGACUACAGCAACUCGCCGCUGCACCGCUUCAAGAAGCCCGGCUCCAAAAAUUACUCCAACAUCUUCCCACCCUCUGCAACACUUCACCUCUCCAACAUACCGCCUUCUGUGGUGGAGGAUGACCUCAGGAGGCUUUUUGCCAGCUCAGGAGCCACAGUCAAGGCCUUCAAGUUCUUUCAGAAAGACCGCAAGAUGGCCCUGAUCCAGAUGGGCUCAGUCGAGGAGGCGAUUGAGUCCCUCAUCGAGUUCCACAACCACGAUCUGGGAGAGAACCACCACCUUCGAGUGUCCUUCUCAAAGUCUACCAUCUGAGUGCCUUUCCUGCCUUCCUCCAAGUCUAUUGCCAUCUGAAUGCUACUUUUGACAAGGUUGCUUUCAGUGGAAAUGGCCACUAUUACAUAUUUAUGGUUGUGGUUCUUUGUAGAAUGUUGCUCCCUUCACCAUUUUUAAUUACUCCUCAUCGUUAAUAGGUUUGGGUAUCGCAUUUAAUCAUUUUUGCUUCCAAAUACUGUUACCAGUGUUGCAUUUAAGUCAUCAAAAUAUGUUAAACGGCAUUACUUCCUUAUGUUUUCUGGUGUUGUAAAUUGGCACAAAAUACAAGGCAUUUUUAAAUUGAAAUCUAGAAAAAUAUAUAUUCCCUCAUGUCACACAAAAAUUGUUGUUUUACACGUUACGUAUUUGAGUUAGUCCUGUUAACAAUGGCUGACUCUGGGGCAUUCUGAUUUUGACUGGGACCUCAAAAAAUCCUGCUUUCUUGUACAAUGCCGCAGUAUAUUAGGUGGACUUCUUCCCCGGAGGAGGUUGUUUUUGCUGAGUGAUUAUAUUUUCCUUUUAUCUUUACUCCCUUUUGUGAAGCUUAGCUCCACUUGAAAGCAGUAUGUCCUGCCCAUAAUGAUGUAAAUACUAUUGACAUGCAUUGGCACGAGCGUAACAGAGGAUGAAAACAAAUUGGCCCAAUGCCGGCACAGGAAUCAGUAAAAUAAAUCGCUGUGUUUCUGGUUCCAGUUCAGAAAAGCAUCUUGGUACCCAAAUCAGUAAUUUGUUCCAUCAUAAAGGUUUAUGUAGGGGCUGUGUGAAAGGGGCAACAUUUUGCAUAGAAACAUUAUAAUGGAGGUAAAGUAGGGGGCAGCUGAUGAACUGUCACUUUAGACCAAAUCGCUAAACAAAAGACACCCUCCACCACAGAUGUAUGCUCAUGUGGAAGAAUCGCAUCCACACCAGACACACUUCAGCAUUCCUUUUACUAUGAUAGUCGUGUGGAUAUAUAUCUAUAUGUGUGUGUGCCUUUUUUGAAAUGCCACUUUGAACCUGUUUGGCCAGUCAGAAAAAAAACGGUUUGAUACAAAAGGAUUUUUGUUUUGGCUCACAGACCCAUCAAUCAGUGUGUUUCCCAAUAUCCAUUUUGAUUUUAUCUUCUAACUACCCGCUUAUUUGCUUCUGGGGAUCCAUACCACUAUCUGAAGUCAUUCAAUAAGGAUGCAUUUUUCUUUCAGUAUCUGUAUCUGCAGUCUUGUGCCUUACUUUGCCCCAAACCAGAUUGCCUUAAGCAUUGCUUUGGCUUUAUUUUUUCAAAAGACAUGGCUCCCAAAAUGCCUUGUGGUAUGUACCAGCGUUGUUAAAGUGGAGGGGGGGGAAGUGGCUCAUUCAAUCUUCUGUUUCUUUUUAAACACAAAUGUUUAUCUUUGUAUGCAUAUAUCCCCAUUAUAUGUAUGUAGAAACUAUGAAUGUAUGUCGGUUAGAUGCCUAAUAUCCUUGCUAGGUGAUGUAGCUCUGUUAGGUGUUUUGUGGCAGGAGUUAGAGCUGUAUCCAGCCUUCCUGUCUUACAGUCCCCACUCACCUCCAUUUAGUCCUUUUUCAGUAGGGGACAGUGGUGUUUGGGGCGUCAUUUAACCAUAUUAUGUUCAUUUAUAUGUGGACACCUAUAUAUUCAUUUAUCUUUUCUUUUAUUAGCAUUUACAUGUGUAUCACUUCGAAGCUUAACUGAUACCUUUGUGUAGUGGCUGGGUUUGAUCAUUAUCACAGUGCCUUGAGGCUGAAAUACUUUUCUGGCCCGGUCAGUUGACUCUGUUUACCUCUCGUUCAGGUGUUUUAUCUUACCUGUCAGCAAAGAUGCCUUUAUCCCAUUAUAGUCAGGUAAUUCUACCUGAGAGAGGGCAGCUUGGAGGCAUUUUGUCAACUGAAAAAAGUAACAAAAGUCUUGGACUGUUAAAAUACCCAGUAAGUUUUUUCUCUUAAAUUCAGGAUAACAGGAUUACAGGGUGAGAUAGCCCUCACCCACUCCUGUCUGUGUCCACGUAUCGCCACAGUCAGGUUCUUUAGUGCACUUUUUCCUCAACGUUAGGUCCAAGUUGGCGCCACCACGCUCAAGUCUUAAACGUCGUCACAUUCCUGCGUGCCUCAAGCACCAGUUUCCACAGCCUCGACCACUGUAGUUUUGGACCAGAUACAGAUGCGCUCUGUCUCUAUUUUUGUAAAAGAUUAUUAUGCAUGGUUUAAAGAAGCUUCAUGUAGCUACAGGCGGUUAUUGCUGUUAAGGACCAAAGUAUCUUCUACCCCUGCUGUUUUGUAGAGUUUUGACUUCUUAAAGGUGUUUUCACAUUUCCAUAAGUACACAAGGCUUCAGUUUUCUUUUGAUUUCCAUUUCUCAGAUGCCUUGGACAAUUGUCACAUGAAGUUUAAAUAUCCUAUCAGCCUAUACUGUAUAUUGUAUCCCUUUUUUUGUUUGACUUUACAAAGCGCCUACUUUGGUAGCGAUUGCUUUAGAAUGGAUACUUAAUUGAACCACAGUCUAUGGUGUAGAAGAUUAUAUGCCUUUCGAUUUUUGUUUAAAGCUUUUAUGUUUCUCCUUUUUUAUAUGGGGGCGGGGUGGGGUUAUUGUAUGAAGCGGGAUUGAUGGUUGUAUAUAUUCAUGUUUUUGUACCACAAAAUCAUUUGGAUUAUAUCCACUUUACGUUCAAAACAUGUAUAUUUUGAUAAAACAAUACAGACCUAUUGAGCUCUGCGGAGCUGUAAAAACGACAAAAAAAACAACUUUUGUAACACAAAGACAAUUAAACCUAUCUGAACACAGAAGUGUCUCUGUAUGUGCCCCACUCCCGCCCUUGCCAUUCUGUUCUUGUCUCUUGCAUCUUCUGCUGCCUUCAAUAAAUCUUUAGUUUGUUCCUUCUUUCA
Molecule: messenger RNA, 4998 nt
Organism: Centropristis striata (black sea bass)
Lineage: Eukaryota; Metazoa; Chordata; Actinopteri; Perciformes; Serranidae
Product: polypyrimidine tract-binding protein 1-like
Exons: 16
Coding region: 556-2139 (527 amino acids)
Biological process (GO): regulation of RNA splicing; regulation of cell differentiation; mRNA processing
Cellular component (GO): nucleus
Molecular function (GO): mRNA binding
Source: RefSeq, a predicted model, not a curated record